UCAAAGAUUUGCUCUAGGAAAGAAACCUAUUCUGGCCAGAAGUACUGCGUAAAACGCGCACAGGACGCACCGACGGGCACAGAAGUGGCUGCCUGUACUUGAUUUUCUUUUUUUCGCUUGAGCUGAGAAUAACAGCGUGGAUCUCUUCACUAGGCAUUGCAGAGGGAGUAUGACAGCGGGCUCGGGCCUCUGAAGGAGACAUCGCUGAAGUUUCGCUCGGUGUCUGUUAAGGUGACCACAGUCAGAUUAUGCAGCAUCCAUUGGACAUAGGGCUGCAUUACUAUCCCCUGGAAGGCCACCCUGACCACAGAACUCAUCGCUACAGGAGUUUCAUGAUAGAGGAGAUCCUGACUGAACAUCCAGCGCACAAAGCGUCGGCUCCGGCCGGGGAGCUGCUUAAAUUCGGGGUACAGGCUCUGCUCUCCGCCCGACCUUUCCACAACCAACUAGUGCUGAAGGCCGACCAGAGCCUCCUGAAGUUUCCCCUGUCCCCGCUGUCCUGCCCGCUCGGCUCCCCGCUGCUGUCGGCGGUCUCGGGCCUGCAGCUCGGCUCCGGGUCUCACCACCUGCCGCUGGACCUGCACCUCCGCGGGAAGCUGGAGCACGGAGCCGACGGAGGCAGCAAGAGCAAGAAGGGCCGCCGCAGCCGCACCGUGUUCACCGAGCUGCAGCUCAUGGGCCUGGAGAAACGCUUCGAGAAGCAGAAGUAUCUGUCCACGCCUGAUCGAAUAGAUCUGGCAGAGUCUUUGGGCCUCAGUCAGCUACAAGUGAAAACAUGGUACCAGAACAGGAGGAUGAAAUGGAAAAAAAUUGUUUUGCAGGGCGGAGGUCUGGAGUCGCCCACUAAACCCAAAGGGCGUCCAAAAAAGAACUCCAUCCCCAGCAGCGAGCAGCUCUCUGAGCAGGAGCGCUGUGGGGCCCCGGGGGGCUCAGAGGACCCUCAGGAGGAAUGACUCUCAGAGUGGGACGCUCUUUAGGAUGGACACACUCAGAUCCUGCGUGGAGAAGACGCACUCUGUGGGGCUGGAGCAGGGCGAUGUGCCGCGGGCCCUGCAGGGGCCUUGUCCCCUCGGGCCUAGGCCCACCAUGGGGACCCUCAUGGUGAACUGCUGCUGCUGAUGAGGGAGCGCAAAGCUUUGCAGUAGGUCUCCUCUUUACAUUCUGAAGAUCACUCGCACUCCUCUGUUUGCAUUUCCUUUGUGUAACUAUGCUAUGUUUAAUUAUGAAAUACAUUCUGACUGAUAUGUGCUCUGUUUAUAAUAAAGGACUAAGGCUCAUAAAAAGCUUUGAAUGCAGAGCGUACAGUACAAGUGCAUUUGAUGAUGAUGAUGAUGAUACA
Molecule: messenger RNA, 1339 nt
Organism: Notothenia coriiceps (black rockcod)
Lineage: Eukaryota; Metazoa; Chordata; Actinopteri; Perciformes; Nototheniidae
Gene: barx1
Product: BARX homeobox 1
Exons: 4
Coding region: 249-953 (234 amino acids)
Biological process (GO): regulation of DNA-templated transcription
Molecular function (GO): DNA-binding transcription factor activity, RNA polymerase II-specific; DNA binding
Source: RefSeq, a predicted model, not a curated record